Molecule: messenger RNA, 3993 nt
Organism: Macrobrachium nipponense
Lineage: Eukaryota; Metazoa; Arthropoda; Malacostraca; Decapoda; Palaemonidae
Gene: iav
Exons: 15
Coding region: 383-3670 (1095 amino acids)
Biological process (GO): calcium ion import across plasma membrane
Cellular component (GO): plasma membrane
Molecular function (GO): protein binding; calcium channel activity
Source: RefSeq, a predicted model, not a curated record
AUGUGACAAAUAAGGAACACUGUACAGUGGCUUGUAUCGCGAGAUGAGAGAUUCCUAGUGAUGAUAAUAGUCUAUUUUGUCCGAGGAAUUCACCAGACAGGUAUUAAUAGCUGUGAAAAAUACUCCAGCUUCGUUUCCCGCUUACGAGAAAAUUAUUCAAGACACCUAACGCAGGUGAUAUUUCGAGCUCAUGUUGAACAUCAUCCAGUGGAUGCGAAAAUAACUCUACGAGACACUUCUCCCUAAGUUGAAAUUACAGAUUAUUCUGCUGCCGAGGAUGCGAUGAUGUUCGAGAUGCCUGAGCAGAUGGCUCUGACGUGAGUGCUGUGUUUUUCACUUGCUGAUAAAAAAACAAAAGAAAUUCGCCAGGUCUUUUGUCAAGAUGGGCGCAUGCGCGGCGAAGAAGGUGGCCAUUAACCCAGGGGCGGUUCUAGAUCAGGUUAUCUCACAGGCUUCCAGUGACGACUGCGUCUUGUAUAGACUUGCUGAUUACAAGAAAGGCGGACGACUGAUCGAGGAGUAUGCACGAGGAGGAGGGAAGGAGGUGGAGAGACUGAUCCUCGAGGAAUUCGGGGUUUUUAUGUACAAUCAUGGAAGAGGAAAAGAAAUUACCAGGACGGAAUACCUCAAGUGGAAAUAUCGUAACGUUCCCAAGGAUCAGAUGGUCGUCCAGAUGGAGACGAAGACGCCGUUUAAUCCGCUGAACAAGUGGGCCGAUCACGAGGCAUGCUGGCAGAUGCAGUUCCGGGGGUCUUUGGGCGAGACUCUUCUUCACGUGCUCAUCAUGUGUGACACCAAGGCGCACACCAGGGUGGCCAAGAUCCUCCUCAAGUGUUUCCCCAAGCUAGCCGUCGACGUCGUGGAAGGGGAGGAAUACUUGGGUGCGAGUGCCCUUCACCUAGCGAUCGCAUACUCCAAUAACGAGCUAGUGACGAUUCUCGUCCAGUGUGGGGCAGACUUCCGUCAAAGAGCCAUUGGUAGCUUCUUUUUGCCGAAAGACCAGCAAGUAACAGACCCCCCAGGGCCUGAAAACACGGAGUACGAGGGUUUGGCGUACCUUGGGGAAUUCCCGCUAGCCUGGGCAGCUUGCCUGGGGAACGAAACUGUCUACAAUAAACUGAUAGAUUUCGGAGCAGACCCGAAUCUCCAGGAUUCCUUUGGCAAUAUGAUACUGCACAUGGUCGUGGUCUGCAAUCAGCUGGGAAUGUUUUCCUACGCCCUACGGCACCCGAGGAACCCUGCACAGGAUGGCAUCAUGAACAUGGCUGGCCUCACUCCACUGACUCUCGCUUGCAAACUGGCGCGCUCCACCAUCUUCAAGGAGAUGCUGGAGCUGACCUGCAUAGAGUUCUGGAGGUAUUCCAACAUCACCUGCAGUGCGUAUCCACUCAAUGCCCUCGAUACCAUUCGGCCCAGUGGAGAAACAAACUGGAAUUCAGCCCUGAUGAUUAUCCUGAAUGGUACCAAGAGCGAACAUCUGGAUAUGCUGGAAGGUGGAAUCAUCCAGAGACUUCUUGAGGAGAAGUGGAAGACCUUUGCCAGGAAUCAGUUUCUGAAGCGUCUGGCCAUCAUGUUGCUACAGCUCAUUUUACUGAGUUUCUCUAUCUACCUUCGUCCUUGCUACUGUGGUCCGAUCAACAUGAAAAUGACGGACUCCGCCGUUCGAGACAAACUGUGGCAGGAGUUUUUUGAGGGCGACUUCUCCAACAUCGCCCGGUACUGCUUCGAGGCGGGAACUCUGGCGGGAGUUAUAUCCUACACGAUAUUCCAGCAGGGCGAGGAGAUCAUGAACCAAGGACUCUCCUCCUACAUUAAAGGAACCAUUGCCAACGUCCCCAAAUUCAUCUUCCUGGUGUCCAACUUGAUGAUUAUGCUAUGCGUUCCCUGUCGUGUCAUCUACUUCUUCACUCCUGAGAGAGAUCCCGUCUUCAGGGUGUUGGAGGACGAGCUGCUCGCCUACGCUGUCGCCGGGUCCUGGUUCAUGAUGAUGUUCUUCGCCGGGGCCUUGAAGCUGACUGGUCCCUUCGUGGUCAUGAUCUACAAGAUGAUAUCCGGUGACAUGUUCACUUUCUCCAUCAUCUACGGCAUCAUGCUGCUGGGAUUCACCGAAGCCUUCUACUUCCUCUACAAGAGUCCUACUCAGGAUCCCGCUUCGAAAUGGAGCACCUACCGUUCCACCUGGAUGGCUCUGUUCCACAUGACCUUGGGCGACUAUGACUACACCACAUUGAACAGCAAUAUAUACAGCGCCAUGAGCAAGUUCGUGUUCCUCGUGUUCACCAUCAUGUUGCCCAUUAUGUUGUUGAACAUGUUGAUCGCUAUGAUGGGCAAUACUUACAGCACCGUCAUCAGUAUGUCGGAGAAGGAGUGGGUGAAGGCGUGGGCGAAGAUUGUGAUCGCACUUGAACGAGCCGUCUCACAAGAAAAGCUAAAGGAUUACCUUUACAUGUACAGUCUGCCUCUCGGAGGGGGCGCUGACGGAGGCGAGGAAGCCCUCGGUGUCAUGGUCAUCAAGUGCAAGGACAAGACGAAGGCUAAGCAGAGGAAGGGUGCCCUCAGUAACUGGAAGCGCGUGGGACGUGUCACCAUCGACGCCUUACACAGAAGAGGCGUGAGCGGAGAGUUCCUUCGCAGGGAGAUGUGGGGACUCCAAACUGCAGCUUCCACGCCCGUGAAGGGACCGUCGAAGAAGAAAGGUGGAGGUGGUCUUCUUUGUAUAUCCUCAGGCCCUGACACUGUUGACAUCAUGGGAGAUGCCUUAACCCAGAGCAUGUUCGCAGGAGACGCCGAUCCCAUGAACGAACAUGACGGAAUUGGAGCACUUACAGGUGCUAUUGACCAACUGGCCUUCACUAAUGACCUCGAUUUCUCAGGAGAUGGUGUAGACGAUGAUCCGAUGAAGAUGAUCACUCCAGCUCCUGGAGAAGGGAAUGCAGCGCCAAAACCUGAAGCUCCUGAGAAGAAGAAGAAGAGGAAGCGCCAGGAUUCGAAUGGUUAUGACAAUCCCGCCUUCCUUGACGACGAGGAAUUGCUUCUUGCGGCAGCCCUUGGAACGACAGGGGGAGAGUCUGAGGACACAGACGAAGAGGACAUGCUGGAAACAAGGCGACUUGCGCAGCCUCGGAUCAUCAUACAGGCUGAAACAAACACGGCAUCUAUCACAGACCCUACUGCAAUUAAAAGUAAGGCUCCCACAGCUGCUGCUAAAGAUCCCAAAGCAGCAGCAACAGCAGCAGGAAAGGCGGCUCCUCCCGCACAGCCAGAUGUCAAUGCCCUGACUAGACCCCGCCUGCCCUCUGCCAAAAUCCGAAGGAUUGGGUCUGCCCGGAAGACUCCUGCUCGAUUUACCAUGACCUUCGACAAAAAGCUUCCCGGAACUGAGGACACUGGUGAUGGGGAGAAAUGGGCUGAAAAGAAACCAAGAAGAAAGAACCAAGUGGCGCCUUCCAGCAGCUCGGAAAGUAACGAGGAGGUCAGGACGCAAGAUGACUUGAGCGUCGGGCUGCAGUCUGGAACGGACAACACACGAGAGGAGCUGAUGGCCAAGGAGAAACUGGAGAGGCCCAAGACGUCGGUCGCUAGUGAAAAGAUGAAGAAACGAGCAACGGACGAGGUGGGGAACAUGAACAGCAUCUUACCCUGGGACAAUGAGGAUGGAGAUAUCAAAUAAUUCCUCACAAGGACAAAGGAUUACAUUCGGUGACCCCCUCAGAAGGUUACACGAGACAUAACCCGAGCAAGCACAUUGGUUACUGACAGUUGAGUGGUCCACGACUCUGCUCUUUUAGAUUAGAUGAUAUAGUUGUAGACUCGAAGAAAUAAGCAAAAUAUCAUUAUAAUAUCAAGCUUUGUCUGUUUGGCUAUAUAAACCCAUGAGCUGUACAGUUUAAUUUCAUAAAGAAUGGUAGCAUCUAACCUAUUAUUUUCAUAUGCAAAUCCAGUAACCCUAAUUAUCCCCUUUUGUACCACUGAAGCUUUGAGCCCUGAGCACCU